CAUAUAAUAUCAGAAUUGCUGCCUGUUCUUUACAAGCUGGCAAGACCUCAUCAAGAUGAAGACUUUCACUGUUGUGCUCUUGGUCGUUGCAGCCUUCUGUGUGGAGAGAGCUUCCUCGUUGCACUGUUACAAGUGUGAAAAUGCAAAAUCCCAUGCAGAGUGUACAAACACUGUUAAGUGUUCCGACAUGGACAGAUUUUGUGUGGCAGUGAAUAACCAAGGCCCUGGUGACAAUUUUUCCAUCAACAAAUGGUGUGCUCCACAGUGCCCAACCAACUUUGAAAUCAAGGGUGGCAAACUCGGCUAUUCGGCUCAGUGCUGCGAGACUAACUAUUGCAACAAGGGUGCUGCCGGCAAUGUGAAAGCCAGCUACGUCAUCAUGAUCAUGGCGACACUCGCUAGCUUUGCCUACAUCCUCCAGGCAGGGCUGUGAUGGGGUGGGGAAUACAGAUCACUAAGCAUCUCUCUCUAGCUGCUCAUGGGAGGCAUUAAUCCCACUUUUUUGGCAAGGCCUAAUUCUGGCUUCACUGAGAGCUGCUCUAGGCAUGAUGCAGAAUGUCUCUCUCUCUCUCUCUCUCUCUCUCUCUCUGUUUUGCUACCCAUGAGGAUGAUGGAGGAUGUUCUUCCAUGUAAAAGCAAAGCUCCUCUCUACAUGCCACUAUGUAAAUGAGCGUACUACAGGGUUUCCACAACAGAGGGGAACAUUUUAUGGGGGAGGAACAUUCACAAAUAUAUUCCAAAGUGGUGUGGUCCAAAAUCCAACCAUCUCAUUUCUGUCUUUAUGUGUAGAAUGGCUCGUUGUGUCUUUAUCUCUCUCCCCACCCCCAGCCCUUAUGCAAAACUGCUUCUUUCUUAUUGGCUUUUUUCUUCUGCUUCCGCCUAUAGGUUCAGAUUCCCAUUGCCUCUCUGGCUGCGGCUCAGCGGUAGAGUGCUUGCUUUCCAUGUAGAAAGUCCCAGGUUCAACCCUUGGCAUAUUCAGGUCUGACAUCUUGGAGAGCUGCCAUCUAUGUCAUUGUCUGACAAGGUUGUGGUGCAGCCUUUGCCAAGUUGGUACCCUCCAUCGUGCUGGCUGAGCUGAUGGGAGUUAUAGUCCAAAAUAUCUGAAGGGCACCAGCUUGGCUUUCAGGUUGAAAGUGGGACAUGUCAGUCAUCUAAAUGAGUCCUAAUAUGGAAUGCUUGAGGAAAUCACAAUGCACUUUCCAGUUGAAGAACACUGCCCUCUAAUGGGCAAAAACAGAAGGACCAGUUAAGGUUACUUUGGAGAAGAGCUAGGCCCUAGGAACAGGCACAAAUAUAAUCUGGAAUGGGGUCCAGUCCAGACAGUACCUUCUGUUGGACCAAGAGAUGUAAGUGUUGGAAUCUUUUGAAUCACGUAUAACUCUUUUGCAGAGUCAGGCAGGAACCUCAUUAAAUCUUCCCAUUGGAAAGCACAAAUGCUGUGUGUGUUCCCUUCUUCUUGAGCAAGGCCCUUUUUGAGGUUACUCCAUUUCCUCUCUUCUGCUGGCUUUGGCCAGUUCCUCCAAUUUAGUACUCCAACAUGGGAUUUUUUACUUUUGGAAUGCCUUCUCUUAAAUAGCCUUACUUUCCUGACAGCUUUGCAAUUUCCUGAUGACACUCCCUGUCCAUGCUUCCCCAUGUCUUUUACAAGAACACCUGAACAACUCCAUCCCCCCCCCUUUCUUUCUCUUGGGCCUGUCUUAACCUAUGUAGCAAUUUGGUCACUUUGGGGGUGAAGAUGCAGUUUGUAUUAUCAAUGCUAAAUGCAAUAAACGAUCCUGUUGUUCUACACAAAAGCAAA
This is a messenger RNA of Rhineura floridana, 1798 nucleotides long. RefSeq names its product lymphocyte antigen 6E-like. The transcript has 3 exons. Lineage: Eukaryota; Metazoa; Chordata; Lepidosauria; Squamata; Rhineuridae. The coding region runs from base 56 to 433 and encodes 125 amino acids. Gene Ontology annotation, molecular function: acetylcholine receptor inhibitor activity. The record is from RefSeq and is a predicted model, not a curated record.